Sander lucioperca (pikeperch) is the source of this 3864-nucleotide messenger RNA. It is a transcript of the gene daam1a, whose product is annotated as dishevelled associated activator of morphogenesis 1a. Bases 713 to 3862 code for a protein of 1049 amino acids. The transcript is spliced from 26 exons. Gene Ontology annotation, cellular component: stress fiber. NCBI's taxonomy places the organism in Eukaryota, Metazoa, Chordata, Actinopteri, Perciformes, Percidae. The record is from RefSeq and is a predicted model, not a curated record. Gene Ontology annotation, biological process: actin cytoskeleton organization. Gene Ontology annotation, molecular function: small GTPase binding; actin binding.
AGACUGUCAGUUUCUGCCUGACAGGGACAGAGAGACACCACAGACACUGAUCCAAACGCCAAAAAAUGGAAAAAGGAAAAAGUAGAAGAAUACAGAGACCAGAGCAGGUGUUGUACGGAUAGCAUGGAGUUACAUUUAAGAGGAUUUGUAUUUUUCUUGGACACCUACCUGCAAGUUUCUGCCAAAACUUUAAAAGAAACUGUCUGAAUCAACUCUGGAUUUUGUAUUUAGGCUACACACUUUCUAACUGAACAAACGUCUUGUGGAUUAUAACUGAAGACUCUGUUUGGACAUUUUCAAUUCAACUCCAGCUCUAGUGAAAGUGCCACCAGCUGAUUUUUAGUUCCAGAUUUUGUAUCUGUGUUUAUUUUUGUCGUGCUUGUCAUCUUAGGAAAGUUUAAAUCUGUGUCUUUGGAGUCGAAGAUUUCAGUACAACUUUCUGACUUUUUAUUUCCUUGUUUCAUACUCUCUCUCUUAUCUAUUUGUUGCAUUAUGUAGAACAUGUCAAACAUGUUCUCAGAAGUAUAUCAGAGUAGUCUUCAGGGAUGACCGGCUGUUUUAAUGUUGGGAAUGACAUCAGAGUUUCAGUGAGAGCACAGUGAGUGACUGAUCUCUCUGUGAAUGGACUACACACACCCCCUGGAGCUUAACACGGCAUCUCACCGCGUUGCGUAGAAGUGGAUCACAAAGUCAAUACUUUGCCGAAGUAACCAUGGCGUCCCAAGGGAAGCCCAGCCAGGGGCGUGGCAUGUCCUUUCUGUUUCCUUGCUGCUACAAAGACAGUGACCAACCAGAGAUCACCAUAUGUGAUAACAUGAAGACUAUGGCUGUACUGGAGCCCACCCUGCCCAUGCCCCCCCUUCAAGAGCUGGACUCAAUGUUCACUGAGCUGGUGGAUGAACUGGACCUUACAAAUGAGCACAGAGAUACCAUGUUUUCUUUGCCAGCAGAGAAGAAAUGGCAGCUCUACUGUAGUAUAAAAAUGGAGGCAGAGGAGAAUAAAGGAGCAACCAGAUGGCCAGAGUAUUAUAUUGACCAACUCAGGUCCAUGGCUGCUAGGAGGACUCUGCUGGCACUGGAGGAUGAGGAAGAGCAGGGGAGACAUACUAUCGUAGAUGGUCUAAAGACAGCACUGCGGACGCAGCCAAUGAGGUUUGUGACGCGAUUCAUCGACCUGGAUGGCCUGUCUUGCAUCCUGAAUUUCCUGAAGUCAAUGGACUACGAGACCAGCAACUCUCAGGUCCACACGUCCCUGAUCGGCUGCAUCAAAGCUCUGAUGAACAACUCUCAGGGCAGAGCUCAUGUCCUGGGUCACUGCGAGAGCAUUAAUAUCAUCGCACAAAGUCUCACCACUGAAAGCAUCAAAACCAAGGUUGCGGUGUUAGAGAUCCUUGGUGCAGUAUGUUUGGUGCCAGGAGGCCACAAGAAAGUACUGGAAGCCAUGAUGCACUACCAGAAAUACGCCUCGGAGAGAACGCGCUUUCAGACCCUGCUGACAGACUUGGACAGAUCCACAGGCCGCUACAGAGAUGAAGUCAGUCUGAAGACUGCCAUUAUGUCCUUCAUCAAUGCUGUGCUCAGCCAGGGAGCAGGAGAGACCAGUCUGGAGUUCCGUAUCCAUUUGCGCUACGAGUUUCUGAUGUUGGGCAUUCAGCCGAUCAUUGACAAACUACACUCCAAUGACAACGCCACCCUGAACAGACAUCUGGACUUCUUUGAGAUGUUGAGGAAUGAAGACGAGCAUCAGAUGUCCAAACAGUUUGAUGUUGUCCAUAUAGAAACUAAAAGUGCCAGCCAGAUGUUUGAGCUGAUAAAGAGAAAUCUGAGCCACACUGAAGCUUACCCUCACCUCCUGUCUGCCCUGCAGCACUGUCUCAUUAUGACACGUAAGCAGAACCGCAACAAACUUCAGUACUGGGUGUUGUUGGAUCGGAUAGUUCAGCAGCUGGUUCUGCAGAUGGACAAAGGUGAAAACCCCGAUGUCGCUCCGCUGGAGGACUUCAACGUAAAAAACAUUGUACGCAUGCUCUGCAAGGAGGACGAGGUCACACAAUGGAAAGAACAAGCUGAUAAAAUGAGGAAAGAGCAUCAGAAAUUACAGCAGCGUCUGGAAAAGAAAGAGAGGGAGUGUGAGGCCAAGAAUGAGGAGAAAGAAGAGAUGGUAGCGAUGCUGAACAAGAUGAAAGACAAACUGGAGCGAGAGAGUAACGACCACAAGCAAACCCGACUACAAGUGGAAGAACUGUCAGCUCGGCUGCAGCAGCUCAACUCGAUUUCUAGUGUUCCAGGAGGACCUCCUGUGACUUCCGGUAGUUUAUUUCCUCCUGGUCAUGUCCCGUCUUCCUCCUCUUCUCUUCCUCCUCCACCACCUCCUCCUCCUCCUCCUCCAGGAGGCCCACCAGGUUUUGGCAUGGCUCCUCUUGCUCCACCUCUUCCACUCGGAGUUUCACUAGGAACUGCCCAGAAGAAGAAUAUUCCUCAGCCGUCUAACCCACUGAAGUCUUUCAACUGGAGCAAACUGCCUGAGAACAAGAUAAAUGGAACCAUAUGGAAAGAGAUCGACGAUGCCAAGGUGUUUAAAGUCCUGGAUCUGGACGAACUCCAGAGGACCUUCUCAGCUUACCAGAAACCACAAAAGGAUGCAGGGGACGACCUCGCUUUAGCUAAGAAGGUCAAGGAGCUGUCAGUAAUCAAUGGUCGCCGAGCACAGAACUGUAACAUCCUGCUCUCACGGCUGAGGCUGACCAAUGAGGAGAUCCGCCAUGCCAUCCUGACCAUGGAUGAACAGGGAGACUUACCUAAAGACAUGCUGGAGCAGCUCCUGAAGUUUGUUCCUGAGAAGAGUGACAUUGAGCUGUUAGAAGAACACAAGCAUGAGCUGGAACGUAUGGCCAAAGCUGACCGCUUCCUCUAUGACAUGAGCAGCAUCAACCACUAUCAGCAGAGGCUCCAGUCUCUCUACUUCAAGAAGAAGUUUGCUGAAAGAGUGGCUGAAGUCAAACCUAAAAUUAAAGCUCUGAGUCUUGCGUCCAGGGAGUUGCUACAGAGCGGGACACUGCGUCAGCUCCUAGAGGUAGUUCUGGCCUUCGGGAACUACAUGAACAAAGGACAACGGGGAAACGCCUACGGAUUUCAAGUGUCCAGUCUCAACAAGAUAGCUGACACCAAGUCAAGCAUUGACAGAAACGUCACUCUGCUCCACUACAUGAUCACUGUACUGAAAAAGACGUUCCCUAAGGUGGCAGCUUUCAGCCAAGAGCUGCAAAGUGUGCCAGAAGCUGCUAAAAUAAAUAUGACAGAGUUGGAGAAGGACAUGGGCAAUCUGAGAUCGGGCCUAAAAAGUGUUGAGGCGGAGCUGCAGUACCAGCAGGGUCAAUCCUCUCAGAGUCCUGCCGAUAAGUUUGUCCCUGUGGUCAGUCAGUUCAUCACUGUGGCCUCCUUCAGCUUCUCUGAUGUAGAGGAGUCUCUCAGUGAGGCCAAAGAAGUGUUUGAAAAGGCAUUGACACAUUUUGGAGAAGACCCGUCCAACCUGCAGCCGGAUACGUUCUUUGGGAUCUUCGACACUUUCCUCACAGCUUUCUCAGAGGCCGAGCAGGACAACGAGAACAUGGCCAGACGCAAGGAGGAAGAGGAGAGACGGGCACUCAUGGAGGCACAGCUGAAGAAAGACAGGGAACAGAAGGCGAGGAAAGCCAAAGCCAAUGAAGAGGAGGAGGGCGGUGAGUUUGAUGACUUGGUGUCCGCUCUGCGCUCUGGAGAGGUGUUUGAUAAGGAUCUGUCCAAAAUGGACCGUAGGAGAGAGCGGAGAGGUAACUUGGUGGACAUCAGCCGGGAGAGACCCAUAACCAAACUGAACCAGUAACA